UAAAUAACACACGCAUCAAUUCAUAAUUCCAGUUGCAAAAUAAAAGAUCUGCAGAGAAUUAACACACAGUCAGUGUGUGUGUGUGUUUUUUUUUUUGGUUGAACAUAUAUAUAUACAUGUCGAGUUCAAGGAAUUUUCCCGAUGGCCGGCGGCGAGAGAAGGCGGCGCCGGAGAAGACGAAUUUCGCACAAACUUGCAAUCUUGUAAGCCGUUAUAUCAAGGAAAAAGGUAGUCUCAGAGAUUUGAACUUCGAAAUUGGUGGUAAAGUGGAGAGCCUCGAAGAUUUAGUUUCGGUGAAGCCUGCUGCAUCAGCUUCUACAACGAACGUACUUCCAAAUAAGGGAAAAUCGGCUCAGCCUUCAUCGGAAAAGCAUACAUCUUUGCGUUCUUCGAUUAUAAUUGUGGAAGACGACUCCAACGAAGCUAGCACAAGAGAGGAAACAAGAAAGGUGGCCAAGAAUGCACAGUUGACCAUUUUCUACUCCGGAAAAGUAUUGGUAUUCGAUGAUUACUCCGUCGACAAUAUUCGAGAACUUGUGUCGGUUGCUAAGAAGGGUAGCUCCAAAAUGUCCUACGGCAUUUUGUCGACAAACACCUUGCAACAAAAACCGAACCCCGGCAGUUUGAGAGAGGGGCUUCCGCCGAGGCCUCAAGCUGGCAAUUCGUUGAACAUUUGCAAGGAGAAGAUAAAUUCUACCGCCGAUCGUGACGUGGCAUCGACUUCGAUAUCAAACGAACAACUUUCCACACAAUCUGAUGCUAAUGGUUCUGAUUUGCCAAUUGCAAGAAGAUCAUCAGUUCAUAGGUUCAUGGAGAAGAGGAAAGAAAGGGCUGUUAUGAGGGGACCUUAUCAAAAUCAAGAACAACGGCCUACUUCUUCUUCAAAGGGUGAUCAACAAUUUGAUCUCAAUACUUAGCCAUUUACUUCUGCACUGCAAUAAAAGAUUAGGGUUUAUAUUAAUUGUUGUAUCAUGUAUGAUUUUCAUUUUUCAUAUUUUUCAUUGGGAAAUCUCUUGCAAGUGAUGUUUAAUUUACGGAAUUUCUUAUUCUCGUGAAAUAGUCCGUAAACCACAUAAAAGAUGUAAACUGUAAUCAACAAACUCAAGUUGCAAAAUACCGCGUCACCUUACUU
This is a messenger RNA of Erythranthe guttata (spotted monkey flower), 1132 nucleotides long. RefSeq names its product jasmonate ZIM domain-containing protein 1. NCBI's taxonomy places the organism in Eukaryota, Viridiplantae, Streptophyta, Magnoliopsida, Lamiales, Phrymaceae. Gene Ontology annotation, biological process: regulation of defense response; regulation of jasmonic acid mediated signaling pathway; response to wounding. The record is from RefSeq and is a predicted model, not a curated record. Gene Ontology annotation, cellular component: nucleus.